CUCAUUGGACGUUACCAAGAGUUGCUAUGAUUGGUCCGUAGUUGGUACUGCCAGUAGGCGUAUACCAAGGUUUGUGAUAUUGGGGUGAUCGGGCGGUUCUCGACCCUCAACACUCGUGGGACAGUCCACCGGUUACUUGAAAGACACCACAAGGGGGAAGACAUUAGCUAGAAAAAGAACCUGCUAGUGAAGAGAAGGGUGACGUACAAAAUACUGACUUCAGUCUGUGUUUGUCCACCAAAGAAGUCAUAUCAUUAGAUCCAAAGGACUAAAUAUUGUUUAUUUUUUGUUUUGUUUUUUUUUUCAAAAAAAAAAAGAAAAGAAAAAAAGGUGUUUAUAUUCAAUCAGUUUUUAUACAUAUCCACAGGCCAAGCUAUAUAACAUGUUAAUGAAUGUUUAAAUUAUGAACAUAUUAUUUUUAAUAUGUUCAUAAAUUGGUGAUGAAAAAUUUAUAGCAGCUAAAAUUUUACGUUAUUUUAGUGCAAAUUUUAGUGUGUGUGUGUGUGAUAUGUAUAGUUAUCUAAGAAGUGAAGAUCAUUAAAUUGUAGUGAAAAGAAAUAAAUUAUAGCUAUAGCAUUUGACAGUAUUGUAUAUCCAACUGUAUAUAAAGCUGAUUUUAUAUCCGACGGUGAAUGGAUUUUUCGUGUUUCUCACACACACACAGUGUAUAUAAAAUAAAAAGUUUUUUUUUCCAGCAUAUGAAUUGUAAAAAAAAAUAUAACACAAGUGACGACUAUUAUACUAUUACGAAUUUUUGAAAUAACAAACUUGAUAAAUCAUCCUUCAAGGUUUCGAUGAAGUGUCAUCAGUGUCACAUUCUUUACUAACAUAUAUACCGUUGGUGAAGAACAACAAUGAUCUAUUCUGGAAUUGCAUGAAAUUGUUGCGAAACAAUUAUUAAAAAAAUUCAUAGUUGAAUAAUAAAUUUUAUUCGUAAAACUAUUAAUAAUAAUAUAUAUAUUUAUUAAAGAAAAUAAGUAAAAUAUAUAAAUACAAAAGUGGAGGAAGUAAAAGCAGGUGGUUACGUGGGUGCAACGUUCGGAUACGCAAGUCGGCAGGCCGGCUCUGCAGUGCCGGGUCCGGGGGGUGUGAUGAGCUGCUCCGAGGUGAUGUAUCAAUAUUAUCCUUAUCUUUAUCAGAGGCCACCGCCGCCCCCGCACCCAAGUCAUUCUCAUGCGGCAUCACAUACUCAUCCACAUGCUAAUCCUCAUACUGCUCAUCAUAGUCCAGCAAGACCAGCGCCUUUUCAGCCAUUUUCAACAGCUACUUCAACUCAUCAGUAUGAUAGACUGAAUGUACAUCAAAGAUCAUUAGAAGCAGCAGGAUUAGAAUUAUGUGCUGUUAGUGGAAGUGUACCUCAAGGACAGCCAAGUAGUGCUGGUUCAGUUGGAUCAGCACCUAGUCCAGCAUCCCCUAGACAAACACCUCAAUCAAGAAUUCCCUUAGCAACAACUUCAAGUCAACCUUCAAGAAAUCUUGAUGAUGAUAGAUCAGUAGAUGGUAUUGGUGGUACGACAGCUGAUGAUUCAGAUGAUGGUGAAAGCAGGGCACAAUAUGUUAAUGCAAAUUGUGUUGUUUUUACACACUACCGAGGUGAUGCAGCGACGGAAGUUGAAGAACACUUUCAACGUGCUUUAGCUCAUGACAAAAUCAAAGAAAAUGUACCAAUGUCAACGAGAAAUUUUCCACCGUCUUUUUGGAAUAGUCAACAUCCUGGAGACGUUUAUGAAUAUCCAACAGAUCCAUGGCAUUCUCAUUAUCCUCAGUAUCAUCACAGAGCGGUUCAUGAGUACCAUCAUCACAAUAUGGCGGCAGCCGCAAGUUACGGUGGUCUUUUGUUGGGCGGCGCCAGGAGUCUUGGACAUCAUUCAUCUCAUCAUGCUGCUCAUCAUGCACAUGCUGCUGCAUCUUACAAAGACUGGAGUACUCCAACACCAUCGCAGUCACUUGUUGACGCCUCAAGUGCGCCCCCUUAUCCUCAUGGUCCCUACGCACCCUUAACUGGUCUGGAUCCGCAGGUUCAGGAUUCCAAGGACCUCUACUGGUUCUAGAGACAAUCACCCACAUGACAACGAAGAAAGACAAUCUAAUUUGUUUAUUCGACUGAAUUAACUAUUUAAAGAGAGUGAGAAAAUAAAACAAAAAAAAAAAAAAACUAGAAAUGAAGAUUAUAUUAUCAUGAUAUAGAAUAAUAUGGACGCAAUUUGAUGAACUCUUUUAUUCAUUGUAAAAAAAAAAACAACUAAAAAAAAAAAGUGUAUAUAGUGUUACCUAAUUAUUUUAAGUAUAACAUUUAAGUUGAAUGAGAAUCUUAUUGUGUUCUUUGUGCAUACCAUUGACCUAAAAAAAUUGACUGUUGGAUAAAUUUUAAUGAAAGAAAAAAUUGACAUUUAAUAAAUAUGAAUAGAAAAAAAAAGAUAAGAAAAAUAUACUUGAUUCAUUAAUUGGUAGUUCAAAGAACUCUUAUUCACGUUAUGUGAAUUGUGUGGAUUGUGUGAAAUUUUUUAAAUUGUCGAACGAAUGUAUUUAUUUAUCAAUAACAUGCCAUAUGACAUAUGCACCUUGAAAAAUAUGA
Molecule: messenger RNA, 2575 nt
Organism: Aphidius gifuensis
Lineage: Eukaryota; Metazoa; Arthropoda; Insecta; Hymenoptera; Braconidae
Gene: vg
Product: protein vestigial
Exons: 6
Coding region: 1092-2051 (319 amino acids)
Biological process (GO): regulation of transcription by RNA polymerase II
Cellular component (GO): nucleus
Source: RefSeq, a predicted model, not a curated record